UUCUGCUCCGCUUGCUCCCCCCAGUGGAGCUGCUCGGCGAAGCCUGGCCAAGUGGCUCCUUCCGCGCUGUGGGCUCUGCCCCGCGCGGUGCCCGGCGCGUGGCUCGGUCCCCCGCGACACCCGUGGCAAGAGCCGGGGCGGGUUUUCUGCCCUGGGUCGCAAGGAUUUCACCGCCUCUCUCCAGAUGCCGCUCCUCCAGCGGAGCGCGCCGGUGUAGUUUUGCUCACUACACCGGCUCAUUCCCAGCAAAGGCAGCAGCAGCCCUGGCUGGGAAUAGAGCCCAGGAGCCCGGACACCCCCGCCGCUCUAACCACUAGUCCCCGCUCCGCUCCAUACAGUUUGGCCCCAAGCUGCCACGUCUGCCGGCAGGAGCCGAGGGGAGCCCGUGGCAAAGCGCUCGUGGAUCCCAGCCAGGCGAGGGGGCUCGUUCCUCCCCACUCCCGGGGGGGCCUGUGAAACCCCCGCCGGGAGGAGCCCCCCGCGCUGGCUCCCCUCCCUGUGCGGCCAGCCUCCGCCCCGCAGCCAAUCAGACCUCGCCGCUCCUUCCCCCCAUUAAGUUCAGCGGGAGUCAGGGAGCCGCUCUCCGCCUGGCUGCAGACCCGCGCUGGCAGCCUCGGGGAUGGGAGAGCGCAGCCCAGCGCGCAGCCCGUCUGCCCGGCGCUAGCCCCCCCUUGCAGGACAGAGCAGCAAAGGAGCUGGGCAGGGCUGGCACAUUCGGGUCCCAGCUCCAGUGCCCGCCUGCCCCAGGGCUCCGAGACAUGGCAGACUCAUUGAGGAUGAACACAGAGCCCUCCCUGUCGGACAGCUGGCUGGACAACUGCUCUUGGGCACCAGUGCCCACUUCUGCCCUGCAGCUAGACAUGGGAGCACUGGGGGACCCUGGCAGAAAUGGGCUGUGGAUCUUUAACAGCAGCGGGGAGGACAUGUCCCCCCCUUUCCUGACGGAUGCUUGGCUGGUGCCACUCUUCUAUGCCCUUGUCAUGCUGCUGGGGCUGGUGGGCAACUCGCUCGUCAUCUACGUGGUGUCCAAGCACCGGCAGAUGCGCACGGCCACCAACUUCUACAUCGCAAACCUAGCGACCACGGACAUCAUCUUCCUGGUGUGCUGUGUGCCCUUCACCGCCACGCUCUACCCCCUGCCCAGCUGGGUCUUCGGCGACUUCAUGUGCAAACUCGUCAACUACCUGCAGCAGGUGACGGCACAGGCCACCUGCAUCACCCUGACAGCGAUGAGCAUGGACCGCUGCUACGCCACCCUCUACCCGCUGCAGUCGCUGCGCUACCGCACCCCCCGCAUCGCCAUGGGCGUCAGUGUGGCCAUCUGGGUCGGCUCCUUCCUCCUCUCGCUGCCCAUCGCCAUGUACCACCGCACUGAGGUGGGCUACUGGUACGGGCUGCGCACAUACUGCAUCGAGGCCUUCACCAGCAAGAGCCAAGAGCGCAGCAUCAUCCUCUACACCUUCCUGGUGGUCUACCUGCUGCCCCUGCUCACCAUCUGCCUCUGCUAUUCUCUCAUGCUCAAGCGGGUGGGGCGCCCCGUCGUGGAGCCCAUUGACCACAACUACCAGCAGGUGCCACACCUGUCGGAGCGCUCAGUCGCCAUGAGGGCCAAGGUAUCCAAGAUGGUGGUGGUGAUCGUGGUACUCUUCACCGUGUGCUGGGGCCCCAUCCAGCUCUACCUCCUCUUCCAGGGCUUCUAUGGUGGCUUCCAGGCUAACUAUGAGACCUACAAGAUCAAGACGUGGGCCAACUGCAUGUCCUAUGCCAACUCCUCCAUCAACCCCAUUGUCUACGCCUUCAUGGGUGACAGCUUCAGGAAGUCCUUCAAGAAGGCUUUCCCCUUCCUCUUCCGGCGCCGGGUGCGAGAUGGCGCCGUCCUCUCCGGCUCUCGCAAUGCUGAGAUGAAGUUUGUCACUGAGGAGACCUAGUGCCAGCCCCGCCGGGGGUCUCUGAGGCCUCUCAGUUAUGCCAGCCUUGCUCCUCCUGGCUGUGGACACUGAGGUGGUACAUCCAAUAUGGCUGCCGGGCCACACUGACAUUGCUCAGGGCAAGAGGCACCAUUCAGUGGAAACUGGUGACCGGCUCUUCAGAAUCUGUGGCUUGAAAGGGGCCAGUGAUAGUCAGGGCCUGGGCUUCUUCCCAAAGUGCCUUCUUCUCUGAGGUCCUGCUGUGUUCAGGCUGAGGCAGCCACACAGUCCAAAUACUGAGGCUACCAGAAAGGAGCAGACAAUUUGGGAAAUGUGGGUCCUGUUAGCCUCAAGCCAGACGCCCUCCCACCCCCCAUCCUCCCCUACAGCAGACCCUGGCACAUUAUCGUAGCCAUGAAGAUCCCUUGGUGGCACCUCAGGAACCUGCCCUGAACAUCUGGAAA
Molecule: messenger RNA, 2371 nt
Organism: Pelodiscus sinensis (Chinese soft-shelled turtle)
Lineage: Eukaryota; Metazoa; Chordata; Testudines; Trionychidae
Product: G protein-coupled receptor 54-like
Biological process (GO): G protein-coupled receptor signaling pathway
Cellular component (GO): plasma membrane
Molecular function (GO): G protein-coupled receptor activity
Source: RefSeq, a predicted model, not a curated record